This is a messenger RNA of Xenopus tropicalis (tropical clawed frog), 1116 nucleotides long. RefSeq names its product glycerol-3-phosphate dehydrogenase [NAD(+)], cytoplasmic. Gene Ontology annotation, molecular function: NAD binding; glycerol-3-phosphate dehydrogenase (NAD+) activity; oxidoreductase activity, acting on the CH-OH group of donors, NAD or NADP as acceptor. The transcript is spliced from 8 exons. NCBI's taxonomy places the organism in Eukaryota, Metazoa, Chordata, Amphibia, Anura, Pipidae. The record is from RefSeq and is a predicted model, not a curated record. Bases 40 to 1116 code for a protein of 358 amino acids. Gene Ontology annotation, biological process: glycerol-3-phosphate catabolic process; carbohydrate metabolic process; glycerol-3-phosphate metabolic process. Gene Ontology annotation, cellular component: cytoplasm.
GCACUUUCCUUCAGCAGGUGACGGACUGUGAUCAGAACCAUGGAGCCUCUCCGGGUCUGUAUCAUCGGCUCCGGCAACUGGGGAUCGGCCAUAGCCAAGGUUAUUGGCAACAACAUCAAGAAAUGCGCCAGCUUCCAGCCGACAGUGAACAUGUGGGUAUUCGAGGAGCUGAUCGAGGGCAGAAAACUGACUGAAAUUAUUAACCAGGAACAUGAGAACAUCAAGUAUCUGCCUGGCCAUAAACUGCCCCACAAUGUGGUGGCGGUGGCGGAUCUGCUGGAAGCGACGUCGGGGGCCGAUAUCCUGGUGUUCGUCAUCCCCCAUCAGUUCAUUGGGGGGGUCUGCGACCAACUGGCCGGGCACAUCAAGGCAGAAGCUUUUGGCAUUUCCCUCAUUAAGGGGGUGGAUGAGGGACCGGACGGACUGAAACUGAUCUCGGAGAUUAUUCGGGAAAAACUCGCCAUCGAGAUGAGUGUUCUGAUGGGGGCAAAUAUCGCCAGCGAGGUGGCCAACGAGAAGUUCUGUGAAACCACAAUCGGGUGUAAGAACUUGCAGCACGGACAGACCCUCAAGCGGCUGAUACAGACCCCAAACUUCCGCAUCACCGUGGUGCAAGAUUGUGAUACAGUGGAGAUCUGCGGGGCAUUAAAGAACAUUGUAGCGGUCGGAGCCGGUUUCUGUGACGGACUGGGCUUUGGGGACAACACGAAGGCAGCGGUGAUCCGCCUGGGCCUGAUGGAAAUGGUGGCAUUCGCCCAGCUGUUCUGUAAGAGGUCCGUCAGUACCGGCACCUUCCUGGAGAGCUGCGGGGUGGCCGAUCUCAUUACCACCUGUUACGGGGGGCGCAACCGCAGGGUGGCAGAGGCUUUUGUCCUCACAGGAAAGUCUAUUGAGGAGCUGGAGAAAGAGCUGCUGAAUGGGCAGAAGCUUCAGGGGCCCCAGGCGUCGCGGGAAGUGUAUAAGAUCCUGCGGCAGAACCGCUCGCUCCAUAAGUACGUGCCUCACCCCCCCUCACCCCCCAGUCACUCCAUAAUCGCUCAUAAGUCCGUGCUCACCCCCCUCACCCAGUCGUCCAUAAGUGUGCUCACCCCCCCUCACAUCCCCAGUCGCUCCUAA